Messenger RNA from Rhinocladiella mackenziei CBS 650.93, 375 nucleotides. Its product is annotated as RING-box protein 1A. Bases 1 to 375 code for a protein of 124 amino acids. The record is from RefSeq and is a predicted model, not a curated record. NCBI's taxonomy places the organism in Eukaryota, Fungi, Ascomycota, Eurotiomycetes, Chaetothyriales, Herpotrichiellaceae. Gene Ontology annotation, biological process: ubiquitin-dependent protein catabolic process; protein ubiquitination. The transcript is spliced from 4 exons. Gene Ontology annotation, molecular function: cullin family protein binding; zinc ion binding; ubiquitin protein ligase activity. Gene Ontology annotation, cellular component: cullin-RING ubiquitin ligase complex; nucleus.
AUGGCAGACGUUGAGAUGGCUGAUGCUGCUGCUCCAGCAGAGCCCAAGCCCAAGACUCCUGCCAAAACUACCAAAGCCGGACCUUCUGAAGGCGCCGACAAUAAAAAAAGAUUUGAAGUCAAGAAGUGGAAUGCGGUCGCUCUCUGGGCCUGGGAUAUUGUCGUCGACAACUGCGCCAUCUGCCGGAAUCACAUCAUGGAUCUUUGCAUCGAAUGUCAAGCAAACCAAGGCGCUGCCACUACAGAAGAAUGUACCGUUGCAUGGGGAAUCUGCAAUCAUGCCUUCCACUUUCACUGCAUCUCACGAUGGUUGAAGACGAGACAAGUAUGUCCACUCGACAACAGAGAUUGGGAAUUCCAGAAAUAUGGUCGAUAA